Messenger RNA from Symbiodinium sp. CCMP2456, 495 nucleotides. The record is from the annotation of a GenBank genome assembly. Lineage: Eukaryota; Dinophyceae; Suessiales; Symbiodiniaceae.
GCGAGCUUCCAGAAGCGCGCCAAGAAGACCGGGGAGGUGGACGCGUCUCCGUCCUCCCCGGAUUCUCCGGAUUCUCCAAAGGUGGAGCUCUGGACGAGGCUGAAAGACCUCCUGGAGCUCGAUCGAAUCUCGCCAGAGGAAGAGUCACCAGAGAUUCUGGAGGAAGUGCUUCAUUCGCUGGGUCCGGCCUGGCAGGAAACGUUGGAGCGAUGCAAUUCUCGCCGGAGCAGCAAAGCCGAGUCUUUUUUGUCUGGCGAGGACGAACUGAAGGCUGCCCUGCGUGAGGAGGAGCGCGAGCUCCGUGCACGAAAAGCGCAAGAGAGGGCAAUGGAAAUCGACAUCGAGGCGAAGGAAGCGCUGGUCGGAAGGCUCAUGGAGCAGCGAGAAGAGCUGAAGAUGAAAACGCAGGAGCUUACGAAGCAACUGGAGCAAGGAGUUGCCGAACGAUGGUUCUGCGGCUGCCUACAAGGUGUAUCCUCGCUCUUCAGUCGCAAG